UCUUGACCAUCGACGAGUAUGUGGGGACCAAGUGUAAUGGGGCCGAGCAGAGCGCUCAGCAGGUCCGUUCGCCCAUUGUUUGCCCGCCCGCUGCUCCGCCGCCCACUACUCACCCGCUCCGCCUCCCGCCCAGCCUUCUUCCACCCAUCGACACACUUUGAAACCACCUUUUUCACCCAUUCCAGAUCGUUGUCGACGCUCCCCCCCGCCCGAGCUGUGCCACGCUCUCUCCCCAAGUGGCUCUUUGGCUGCUCGGCCCUAGUCUUUGGCAUCCUCGUCGUUGGCGGACUGACCCGUCUGACAGAGUCUGGCCUCAGUAUAGUCGAAUGGCAGCCGAUCACGGGGAUAUUGCCCCCCUUGACGCAGGCAGAAUGGGAUGAGGAGUGGGAAAAGUACAGAGUGUCCCCGGAGGGCGUCUUGACCAACUCGAGGAUUGAAAUGGACGAGUUUAAGAAGAUCUUUUACAUGGAAUGGGCGCAUCGCAUCGCUGGCAGGGUUCUUGGUGUAGGAUUCGUCGUGCCCAUGGUGUACUACAUGGCCAGAUAUCGUCUACCACGGAAGCUACAAGGGAAGCUGCUGCUCUUGGGUCUAGGUAUAGGCUUUCAGGGUGCUCUUGGCUGGUACAUGGUCAAAUCGGGUCUGGAUCAAGAGAUUAUCGACAAUCGGGGUGUCCCGAGAGUGUCGCAGUAUCGACUCGCGGCUCAUCUCAGCGCCGCCUUGGCGCUUUAUGUCGGGAUGUUGCACACCGCGCUGUCACUCAGGCAGCACGUGCCCAACGUGGCACUCGCACAGCCCGACGUGAGACGAUUCGCUCGGGUCGCCAGAGUGGCAGGGGCCAUGGUGUUUCUCACGGCAGUCUCUGGAGCGUUUGUGGCGGGUCUGGACGCAGGACUGGUCUACAACGAGUUUCCAACGAUGGGUGGUCGGCUGGUCCCUCCAACCGACGAAUUGCUAGAUCAGCGAUAUGCUCGACGGCCGGAUGGGAGGGAUAAUUGGUGGCGGAAUAUGCUGGAGAAUCCGGUCACUGCCCAAUUUGAUCAUCGCUUAUUUGCCACGACAACAUUCACAGUGCUGCUGUCACUGCCUCUGCUCCCGAGAGUCAUAAUGACUGCGUCGAGUCGGCAGCUCUUGCCGAGGUCCACAAUGCUGCUCGCUCGUUCUACUGCGGCAGCAGCGAUCGCUCAGGUGACGUUGGGCAUCACUACGUUGCUGUACCUGGUCCCCGUACCUUUGGCUGCGGCGCAUCAGGCGGGCAGUGUUGUGCUGUUGACGUUGAUCACCGGUUUGGUCACGUCCUUGAGAAGACCUGGGCAGGUCAUGCGCGUAGUCAAGAGUUUAUAGUGUAGCCACAGCAAGUAGAAUUAUUCUCCCCUCGAAUUGAAUUUUACUCCCGUUAUUAUUUCCAACUUUCGACCGUCCAUCCUUUCA
This is a messenger RNA of Kockovaella imperatae, 1428 nucleotides long. RefSeq names its product cytochrome oxidase assembly protein-domain-containing protein. Lineage: Eukaryota; Fungi; Basidiomycota; Tremellomycetes; Tremellales; Cuniculitremaceae. Gene Ontology annotation, biological process: heme A biosynthetic process. The transcript has 4 exons. The record is from RefSeq and is a predicted model, not a curated record. Gene Ontology annotation, molecular function: oxidoreductase activity, acting on NAD(P)H, heme protein as acceptor. Bases 19 to 1341 code for a protein of 440 amino acids. Gene Ontology annotation, cellular component: mitochondrial inner membrane.